AUGACCGCUUUUGCGGCCAGAAACGGCUGCCUUUCCACCCAGGAUACCAAAUAUGGCUGGGUCGAUAUCGUUCAGCUUGCUAAAGACGAUAACGCUCAAACUGAUGCUACCCUGUCAAAGCCUGUCAAAAAUGCCGAUACUUUCUCAUAUUGGAUCAAUGAUGUAAUCCUGAACUUUGCAACUUCCGCAGCGGGAGGUGUGAAGAUGUCAAUAAAGCAGCACAGACAGCCAAAAAAUAGGGAUCAUCCUGAUUCGCUGUCCGCUUUGAAGCAUGUCGUCUUCAAGCCUGAGGACCACUCCUCAUGGUAG
This is a messenger RNA of Penicillium arizonense, 309 nucleotides long. RefSeq lists its product as uncharacterized. Lineage: Eukaryota; Fungi; Ascomycota; Eurotiomycetes; Eurotiales; Aspergillaceae. The transcript has 5 exons. Bases 1 to 309 code for a protein of 102 amino acids. The record is from RefSeq and is a predicted model, not a curated record.